AUGAGUGUUGAUAAGUGCAACAUUUGUAUGGAAGAUUUCGAGGAAACUGGACAUCACAGGGUCGCGUCCCUGAAUUGUGGGCAUAUUUUCGGCCACUCUUGCAUUCGAUGCUGGCUCAGUCCCAACAUAACCGAAAUGAAUAACCAGAAUUGUCCUCAGUGCAAUUCAAGAGCUGAUUCCAAAGAUAUUCAUCUCAUUCACGGUCUCUCCUUUGAUAAUCAUCUCACAAAGCAAGAGUUCAAGAAGCUCCUGGAGCAGGAGCAAUUGAAAGCGAUCAAUUUGUUCGAUGAACUCACACAGCUGAAGUCAGAGAAGGAAGAACUGGAGAAUAUGAUGACGAAAGUGGAGCAGCAGCCGCCACUAAUUCAGUGCUUGAUGAACGAAGUGAGACUUCUCACGGACGAACACCGGAAGCAUUGGAAGGAAUUGGCCACGCAGACUAUUGACAUGUGCAAUCAGACGGAGGAAUACAGGAAGAGAUUCAUUCGCCUGAAAAUGCUGUUCGAAGAGGAGAAAAGGACCGUGGCCAGAUUGCAGAAUGAGAAGCGGACUCAGCAGUGCGUCCAAAGGUAUCUCCAGCGCAGACUAAUGGAAUCUGAGCAACAUUCAACAUUGAUGCGACAGGAGUUACGUGCCUUGACGAGAAACCAAACAAAGAGCGAAUGGAGAGCCAGAGAUUGGAUACAAGGACAGAUGGAUUUGUCUGAUUUCUUACUAUUUGGCAUCACUGUCUUGUUCCUCUUCUGUCUCAUCGUUUAUAUCCAGUUUUUAAGGUUUUCCGACAAAUUAUAA
Molecule: messenger RNA, 792 nt
Organism: Phlebotomus argentipes
Lineage: Eukaryota; Metazoa; Arthropoda; Insecta; Diptera; Psychodidae
Product: E3 ubiquitin-protein ligase trul-1-like
Exons: 2
Coding region: 1-792 (263 amino acids)
Biological process (GO): protein ubiquitination; interstrand cross-link repair
Cellular component (GO): nucleus
Molecular function (GO): ubiquitin protein ligase activity
Source: RefSeq, a predicted model, not a curated record